AUGAGAGGCAUGCGCACCAGCCGCCCACUCCCUGGAGGGCCAAAAAGAGACUCCUCCGACCUGUCUUUAGUGAGGCUAAUCGACGAGUGGAGCUGCAUUGAAGCCAAGUCCUAUCCUAUAAAAGAUGGAAACAUACUGAGACGAAUCCGAUACGAAAUUAAACGAUUCAUUUAUGCAAAUAUUCUGCACAAGACGAGAGUUAACUUCCUUCUGUUCCGCACCUUUUACAGUUACAGAUACGACUAUGGCAUGGUCUACGUGGGGAACCAGUACGCCUUCGACGUGUACGGAGGUGGCGGUGGGGACCUGUACCAUGUCCUCAGGCGGCACUACGCGCAGAGAGAAUCGCCUAGAGGAGCGGCGGAUGCGACAUCUUAUUUCAGCGAUGGGUGUAGCACCAACGCCGAGCAGCCGGGUGACAGUUCAACAUAUGAUUGCUCCCCCGAUAUUUCCAUAAUGGGGGGCACCUGUCAUCCCGGGGAGGAUUCCUUCCUCCUGGGGGGCGCCCCAGGGAGGGACACGCUAUCCCCGCAGUUGUACACGUCCAUAUUCGCCUGCUGUCUCGUCCUCCUGGAAAGGAAGUGCUACCUCGACUUUCUCUGCCUAUACCUUUACGUGAAGGCCUACUUCGCGUUGGACAGCGUGCCUAUGAGAAACGGGACUGUCUUAAAGCUGACAUGCCACGAGAGCUUCCUGAACAUGUUGCUGUUAUUGUCCGACCUGACGAGGUGGAGCGGUACCAACGGAGGAGAGACACACCCGGCAGGAUACAGACAGCAUUUAACAGACCCAUCGUAUCGACCUGCACAUAGGGAGCAAAACGACAUGUACAGUUUCAACACGUUUGAUGAGGACAUACAAAUAAAAAAUGUGUCGAAGUUUUCCUAUAACAUUCUUUUCCUUCUAAGGGUGAAAAUAAACUUCAAUGAAUUGAAUUACGAUUUGAAUACAGAUGAGUAUGAUUCUUUGUGCAACUUCGUCACGUCAUUUAGAGAUGCGUUUACGAUGAGGUUCGUUGCCAGACUGAACGAGCUGGAUGGGCUGACGCUGAGGUGUGGGCAUCACAUUAGGGGGAGCUCCCCACAGAGUGGCAGCCACAGCGACAGGGAUAACUCUGUCGGGACUGCUUUCGACAUGGAGAGUAUCAUCCCCAUCGACCGAGGCUGUAGUGGCGAACCUCCCACCUGGAGCACGCCCGCCGUAGGAAGCGGGAACUACGCUGCCAUGCUGCUUCUUCCAAACAUGGAUGACAUGUCGAUGCAUCGGGACGGAGGCAUCUUCACCAAUUUCACCGAUCGAAAGGGACCAUCGGGGGGGAAGUCCCCGCUGGACAGUUUCUGUGGGCCUCAGCUCAGCGCCAAGGAGGCCUGUUAUUACAACUUCAGGUUGUUUAGCGGCGAGGAGAUGAUUAGCGAUGGAGGGAUGAUUAGCGAUGGAGGGAUGAUUAGCGGAGGGGAAUGCUCUCCACCGCUUCCCCCGGGGGUGGCGAACCUGCGCCAUGCUCUCACCCUGAGAGAAGAAGACAUUUACCAGGAUGAGGAGUCGUGCAAGAUAGAAAGGGAGGCGAUCAGCACGUACACAUACAUAAGAAGGAACCACGCGCAGGAGAACAAAAACGAUGAGGGGAAGUUCCUAUUAACCAAUGUGAAAACGAGAUGGGGAAGGGGCAGCAGUCCCGACGGAGGGACCACCGAUGCAGAGCAACCCUACUUGUGGCACAAGUCGUAUGCAAACGAUACAUGCUCUCUCAAUGCAAUGGGGAAAAAAAAAAAAAUAAAUAAAUAUAAUAAAAAUAAAAAAUACAAAAGACAUUUCUUAAGCAUCAUUAACAGCAUCUACGUUACUCUCCACAAGAAUGUCAUUUGCAGCUUAAACAAUCGGAUAGAGGAGUAUCGUUUUUUUUCUUUGAAACGUUUUUUUCAUUUUUUAAGUAGAAAUGAGCCUUGGGUUAGGGAGAAUGCAGAUAUGUUGAACACAUGGAAGCAUGAAAUUAUGGCGUGUCUUCUGGGACAUGAGAGCGAAACGUUUCCCAUUCGACGACACCCCUUUGUCAGUAGAGCUCAAAGGGGGAAGCCCAAAUGGAAGGACCCCCCUCACGUGAAGAGGAAGAAGUUAAAUAGAUUUAGAAGGGGGAACAUAUACAUCAGUAAAGAUUUCGUGUGUGUUAACCAUGGUAUUGCUUUUUGGCUGGACAAGAAGAAGGAGGAGGUUUUCCGCCUCCGAUUUGAGCCCUUCCGAAAUAUGUUUUCGUCCCCCUUUUACCAGAGAUACUUUCACCUCUUCCUGUUUUUCGCCAGGGUUGGCACGCUGGUGCGGUACGUGCAGGCGUUCGUGCGCGUCUUCGCGGGGUUGCUUUUCCGGGGGGGGAUUAGCAGUGGCGAGAGUAGCAGUCGUGAUAGUAGCCGUGGUGGUAGAUCGCGACAAGAAACACCGCCGAUCCACCACGAGGAAGACAUAAUCCCGAUGGGAGAAGUAUUCACCACAUUUAUCAGCUCAGUGGCGAAGUACCUACAUUUGUAUGCAGAACAAAUAAGGAGAGUCAUUCUCCACGGAAAUGCUAAGACCCCCAUGGAGAUAUACAACAAAGUUAAGAGGCACACAGAGUGCAUCGAGCUUCUCUCCUUCCUAUGCUCCAGUUACACGCAGGAAAGGGAGGAAGUGUUUCGCAAAAAAUACUUCGUCUUUUAUAACCUCCCCCCCGGGGUACUACCUCCAGAUGGGGCAAUCAAUUCCAAUCUGAAGCAAGUCUUCGAGUACAAUUCCCUCCUCAACGUUAUUUAUGGCUUGUCACACAUGCCUCGGGGGGGGGGAACAGACCUCCCAGGUGAUCGUAAAAUGUAUAGUGACGGUGAGAAGCGAAUGAUCCGUGGUAAUAGUCACACGAGAAUGAUCCGUGGUAAUAGUCACACGAGAAUGAUCCGUGGUAGGAGUCAGACGCGAAUGAUCCGUGGUAAUAGUGACACGCGAAUCAUGUGUGAUACCCGUGCCGACUUGUUCAUUUUCCCAAGGGGUAGCGAACUGCUCAGUUAUAUAUACAGGUACUACUACCUCUUCCUUAGUAGUAGGAGGAAGCACCUGGCAAAGGUGUGCAAAUUCCUUUUCCUGCGAAUAGUAAAACCUCUGCUCCAUUUUCUGUACGCUUAUGUCUUCCUGGGGGUUAAUAGAGACUUUCACUUCGAGUAUAUAAUCAGCAGGCGUGCGGCACGACAGUUUUUUUUCGUCCUGUACAAGGGAGAUAGGUACUACGACCCAGGGAGUCUCCUCUCCGACUCGUUCCUUUCGCUCCCCAUUUUUUUGAAGUACGCCAUAGGGGUUGUUUCCAGAGCAGGCGAACUGUCCCGAAUUUUAAGAUCAAUCAGCGAAGAAGACUUCCAGCUAGCCAUUCCGAAACUCUCAACCGCCACUUUAGAACAAUUUUUUCACCUGCACACAAACCCGAGUCGCAACAAGGUGACAAGCCCAAGUGAACGGUUCGAAAACGUCUUCAUCGAGCAUUGGAAUGAUGAAGAAAGCGCCAAUCAUGUUUUCUCCAGAACGAGGAGGAUUAUAAAGAAGCGGUUGCAGCGGUACGUGCGCUCCUUCCGCAGUGCUCUUAGUCGGCCCAGCGGUCCCACGACGAGGGGAAGCACUAAUCAUGGUGACAUCAGCUUCAAUAAGGGCAACGAUGACAGUGAUGCUAACCGCGCAACUGGGGUGCUGGAAAACAACGUAGACACGGAGGAUGCGAGCAGGGGGAAUGUCCUCCAUACGGGAAGACUAACAAAGGCGAUCAAAUUGAGGAUCAUCGCUAAGCGGGGGAAGAAACCAGGUGGUAAGAGACAACGCGGUAGGGGAAAACGCGGUAGUGGGCGAUGCGGUGGGGGACGCACAAAUCCGAAGCAACACGAAGAAGGCUCACCAGACUGGAGUAGCGACGUCUCUUCGUUCCCUCUCUCCGAUGACACAACUGCGUCGUCACACGGUAGUGGCAGGGCAUGGAAGGAGGUGCCUUUAAAAGGGUGUCACUCUCAUUGUGCCGUUAAGAAAGGAGGACCAGGCAAUGGGGAGACCCGCCGCCCCCUCAGCCAAGUCAGCAGCCAAGUCAACCCAUUCAGACCGCUCACUCCGCUCAGCCAAGUCAACCCGUUCAGCCUGACCACGAACCUCCAACUAGACGAGGCGGACCCUUCUCAGGAGCGAAGAGACCUGGCAGCGUUCCGCAUAGACUACGAGGAUGAUGGGGUGAAGCUAUCCAGUGCAGUGCAGUUAGGAAGGAGAACCUACUACAGAGAUGACCUAACGGGGAAAGUCGCAGAGUGGAUAAAAUGGGGGAAGGCCCCGGGGAACGAGGGUCGAAGCUACCUUAGAGGUGAAGACAACCCAUGUGCUCUGCUUCAGGACGAUGGGAUAAAGAAUCUCCCCCCUCCGCCAUGUGGUCCACACAGAAUGGAAAUUAAAAGCAUUAACUAUUUCCUCUACCGAAAUGUUUUCAUUCCAAUCAAAGAGCACUACGACAAUGUUAAUAGGAUCCUCGUGUGGUCCUUCUUAUUAAAACACGACUUGCUAGCCUUCGUUUGUUUGUUGAAAUGUAUUAUGUUUUUCGAAACGGAGGAGAAGCACAAGAUUUUUUCCUCCCUGUUGAGCAGCAAGAAGGGUGACUCCAACGGGCUAGGGAGUGGCCUCAUCAAUAGCGAUAAUAUUAAUGAUUCCCACUAUGAUGGGCACAUCGGCAUAGAGGCCUCUACCCCAGCGACGACCCAAUCAAAGGGAAGACACAUAAAACUGCUGCACCAUCGAGCAGACAGUUAUUGUUACGCCGCCUCAGAUAUAUCCUCCAAAUUUUCUCACAUCCAUGUGUAUAUAGAAGUUCCCCCCCCGUUAGAAAUCUUUUUCGACAAAGAUGUUCUAACUUACUACACAAAUGUGUAUCGAUUAACAUGUCUGCUUUAUUUUACUCGGGAGAGUUUAAAUGGUAUCUUCGGGACGUUACGGUAUUUGUCCAAGCCGCUGGUUUAUCGGUACAGCAAGAGGGGCAGUGUUGGGGCUGGAGAGGCUGAUGAGGGGCAGCGGAAGAGGAACAAAGGGGCCACCACGCACUUCCGCGGAAGCGACUUUAAGUACAUGGACGUGAUUAACAACAUCGCGCGGGGGAACGCGUCCAGUGGGGACAGCGGUGAGGAUAGCGAUGGGGAGCGGCUGAAUGGCCCCCCUCCCCGGAACUGCCUCCUAUCGAGGAACACUUGCAACGCGCUCCUAACGCGGGAACGUUUCCUCAGCAUCGGAUUCGACGACCAUUUCACGCGCCACUCAGGUGUAUCCAAAUUUGUCACCCAUGUGAAAAUCAUGAGUGACUUAUUCAGAGACCUGAAUCAGAUAAGAGUCGAAAUGGAUUUCCUUCUUGGUAGCAUUCACGACUACAUCGUCAACACGAACAUCGUUAGAAGUUACUCUUUCUUUUUUAAUAAUGUGUUGAAGAUAGAAAGGUUUUCCACGCUGAUCGAAUUCCACAGACGUCUAGCUGAGCAUCUGUAUCACUUCUCCUUCCUGUCUCCUGAAUUUGUGUCGCUCAACAGAAUGAUUACCAACCUGGCUAACCUUGUGCAUGUCUUUAAGCGCAUCGUGGAUUCCUUGACAUGGGUGGAUGUGGACACUCAAGAGGCAGUGAACUUUUCGCAGACCUUCCAAGAGCACACCAAACACCUGGAACGUAACAUCAUUUUGCUGACCUCUCCAGAGGUGCAGCAGUUUAUCGGCGCCUUCUAUGCCAGCAGGAACGAGUUAAUUGGAUACGUUCGACAGUUUCGCAGCGGGCCGCUUGGCUGCCUCUACAACAGAUUUUUCUUCAACGGGUUCUACGCGCGGAUCUUUGGCGAGGAUGAGUAG
This is a messenger RNA of Plasmodium inui San Antonio 1, 5862 nucleotides long. RefSeq lists its product as hypothetical. NCBI's taxonomy places the organism in Eukaryota, Apicomplexa, Aconoidasida, Haemosporida, Plasmodiidae. Gene Ontology annotation, cellular component: spindle pole; centrosome; gamma-tubulin complex. The record is from RefSeq and is a predicted model, not a curated record. Gene Ontology annotation, biological process: mitotic cell cycle; meiotic cell cycle; microtubule nucleation. Gene Ontology annotation, molecular function: microtubule minus-end binding; gamma-tubulin binding. The transcript is spliced from 3 exons. The coding region runs from base 1 to 5862 and encodes 1953 amino acids.